Arachis stenosperma is the source of this 1044-nucleotide messenger RNA. RefSeq lists its product as uncharacterized. The transcript is spliced from 6 exons. NCBI's taxonomy places the organism in Eukaryota, Viridiplantae, Streptophyta, Magnoliopsida, Fabales, Fabaceae. The coding region runs from base 251 to 688 and encodes 145 amino acids. The record is from RefSeq and is a predicted model, not a curated record.
AAGAUAGGACAGAGAAGAACUCAAGUCAAUUCUGUUGAGCUUUCAAUAGUUAAUUUUGAAAGAGGGUCUCUUUGAUCCAUAAACAGAUGAAUUGUAGAGGAAGCAGCAAUUGCUUUUUAUGUUGAAUAACGCAAAGUUCCUCUCUUUUUUCUUAGAUAUUUUCAACAACUGAGACUCCUUCUUCCUCCAUCGAAGGUAGUUUGAGUAAACAGCUGGAGGAACUGACAGUGUGAACUUAACUACACUACCCAUGGAUAAAGAUGCUAGGAUGCAAGAGACAGUUGAUUUGAAAAACAAUGUGGAAUUAGUGAGAUCUGUCUCGGAUAAGCUUUUGAGGCCAUCUGCGAGAAAUUAUUCAAUAUUUAGAGGACAAGCAAUAGAUGCUGCAGGCCAUGGAAAGGGAAAGUAUUCGUUAAUUAGAGAUACAGAGGACUACCAAACGGGACUUUAUGAUAAACCCCUUCCAUUUUUCGGAUGCGGAGUUGGAUGGUUCUCAUUCCUUUUCGGAUUCCUAUGCCCACCGAUGUGGUUUUAUGCGACAAUCCUCUAUUUUGGAAAUCACUAUAAGAAGGAUCCUAGGGAAAGGGCAGGUCUUGGAGCUUCUGCAAUUGCUGCAUUAGUAUGCACCGUAGCAUUGCUGAUAAUAGCAGUCAUUCUUAUGUUAAGAUGGUGGUUCUUCCAGGUGUAAAUUAAGUGCAAAGAUGAAAUUUGAGAAGCAAAUACAAAUAGAUUAUAGAAGCAAUUCCGGAUGGUCUAUCUUAAACUAUUGGACAUUUGUAUAUGAGAACUUCAAAAUAGAUAGAUGUAAAAAGAAAGGAUUGCAUCUCGUUGGUGAAGUAAUUCACUGCAAGAAUUCAUUCAGCUAAGCAAGCUGAGACUUAAUGAUUUUGUGAAUUGCUGUAUACUAUACUCACAUGAAAUGUGACGAGUGUUUAUGAAUUGCCUAUAACUUUUACUAGUAAUUUUUUUUUUUAUAUAUGUAACACAUGGGAUACUGAAAUUGUUGUAUAUGUUAUACUGUGCAAUAAAUUUUGUUGAUGUGCA